AUGACGUCUGCAUGUUUGAUAAUUUUUAAUUUCACUCUCAGUUUGACAAACUACGUUCAAGUCAACUCUGAGACAACACUUUUGCAAAAAGGAGAAGAAGAAGUCAUGCUGACCUGCAAUCCGAUACAAAAUAAAAUUCUUACGAAUAAUUUCGUUAGAAAGAGUUGCUUAGCUUAUGCACCUAAAACUCAAGAAUGA
Clunio marinus is the source of this 198-nucleotide messenger RNA. The record is from the annotation of a GenBank genome assembly. NCBI's taxonomy places the organism in Eukaryota, Metazoa, Arthropoda, Insecta, Diptera, Chironomidae.